Molecule: messenger RNA, 1650 nt
Organism: Electrophorus electricus (electric eel)
Lineage: Eukaryota; Metazoa; Chordata; Actinopteri; Gymnotiformes; Gymnotidae
Gene: grk7a
Product: G protein-coupled receptor kinase 7a
Biological process (GO): protein phosphorylation; regulation of signal transduction; signal transduction
Cellular component (GO): cytoplasm
Molecular function (GO): ATP binding; rhodopsin kinase activity
Source: RefSeq, a predicted model, not a curated record
AUGUGCGACAUGGGGGCUCUUGACAACCUGGUGGCCAACACGGCCUACCUGAAGGCCCAGGGAGGCGAUGACAAGGAGCUGAAGAAACGACGUCGCAGUCUGGCGCUGCCCAGGGCCGAACAGUGUGCUGGCGCCAGGGCAAGUGUGCCGAGCGACUUUGAGUCUCUCUGUGUUGUGCAGCCCAUUGGGAAGAGGCUAUUCAGGGAGUUCCUGGGCCAGGGCUUACCUGAGUACAACACAGCUGCUGAGCUUCUUGAUGAGCUCACCGAGUGGGACUUGGCAGAGGACGCAGCCAGGGACAAGGCAUGCACCAACAUCAUCAACAGGUUCUGCAAGGAGGGUUCCAAGAGCUUCUUGUGCUACCUGACUGGGGAAACACUGGACAAGUGCAAGGCUGUCACAGAGAAGGACUUUGAGGAGGUGAUGGGCAAAGUGAGAGAGGCUACCAAGGUGUUUCUCAAAGGCAAGCCAUUCAUGGAUUACAAGAUGAGUCCUAUUUUUGACAAGUUUCUACAAUGGAAAGAGUAUGAAAGGCAGCCUAUCACUGAAAAAUACUUCUAUGAGUUCAGGGCACUUGGAAAGGGUGGAUUUGGAGAGGUAUGUGCUGUGCAAGUGAAAAACACCGGCCAGAUGUACGCCUGCAAGAAGCUGUGUAAGAAACGUCUGAAGAAGAAGCACAGCCAAAAAAUGGCACUGUUAGAGAAAAGGAUCUUAGAGAAACUCAACAGUCCUUUUGUGGUCAACCUGGCCUAUGCCUUUGAAACCAAAAGCCACCUCUGCUUGGUCAUGACCUUGAUGAAUGGUGGAGACCUUAAGUAUCACAUUUACAACAUUGGUGAGAAGGGCAUCGACAAAGAGCGGAUUAUUUACUACACAGCUCAGAUUGUCACAGGCAUCCUCCAUCUGCAUGCCAUGAACAUUGUGUACCGUGACAUGAAGCCAGAGAACGUACUCCUGGACAGCCAGGGCCAGUGCCGCCUUUCCGACCUCGGCCUGGCUGUGGAGCUUCCACCUGGGAAAACCUCCACCCAGAAGGCUGGAACUGGACCUUACAUGGCCCCUGAAAUUUUAACUGAAACCCCAUAUAGGACAUCAGUAGACUGGUGGUCUCUGGGGGUAAGUAUCUAUGAGAUGGUAACUGGCUACACACCAUUCAGAGGUCCCAACACCAAGAAGGAGAAGGUGGAUAAAGAGGAGGUGCAGAGACGCAUCUUCAGUGAGGAGCCCAAAUUCGAACACAAGAACUUUGACAUGUCCACCAAAGAUAUCAUUCAACAGUUUCUGAAGAAGAAGGUGGAUGAACGUCUUGGCUGCAAUGGUGAUGAUCCCAGGAAGCAUGAAUGGUUUAAAUCCAUUAACUUCCCUCGUUUGGAGGCAGGUCUUAUCCCCCCACCAUGGUUGCCCAAACCAAACAUCGUCUAUGCUAAGGAUACAGGUGACAUUGCAGAGUUCUCUGACAUCAGAGGGAUUGAGUUUGAUGCCAAGGACGAGAAGUUCUUCAAGGAGUUCAACACAGGUGCUGUGUCUGUCCACUGGCAGAAAGAGAUGAUUGACACUGGACUUUUUGAUGAGCUCAAUGACCCUAACCGGAAUGAAUCCUCUACUGGUCUAAAUGGUGAUAAUAAAUCACGCACUUGCACACUCCUGUAA